AUGUCACAUUUUAUAAAGCUCUUCAGAAAGGAGGAGCUCAAGCCAAUAAUAAGGGGAGCCAAUCUUAUUGGAAAAGGUGGCUUCGCUGCAGUUUAUAAGGGCUUUGUUGAUAACACACUGGUUGCGGUAAAGAUACCGAUUGGUUCUGGUGUGGUAGAGAAUGCACAAUUUGAAAAUCAGGUCAUCAACAUGUCUCAAGUCAGCCACAAGAACAUCGUUAGGCUCAUAGGUUGUUGCCAAGAAGCAGAUCACCCCAUGCUAGUGUUCGAGCUCGUCUCCAACGGAACCGUGAAUGAUAUUCUUCAUGGCGGCAACAAUGCGCCCUUAAAGUUGGACGUGCGUCUAACUAUUGUUGCAGAAUCAGCACAAGGGCUAGCUUAUCUCCAUUCACAAGCUCGUAUCAAAAUCCUGCAUGGUGAUGUUAAACCGGCAAAUAUACUCCUGGAUGAAAACUGUAUGCCAAAGAUUGCAGGCUUUGGCAUAUCAAGGUUGAUUACAGGAGAUAAGGAACACACUAGGCGCGUCAUCGGUGACAUGAAUUAUAUGGAUCCAGUGUACCUGCAAACAGGCCGGUUGACCUUGAAAAGUGAUGUGUACAGUUUUGGAAUUGUGAUCCUGGAGGUCAUUAGCAGGAAGAAGGCCACUCAUUAUGACGAAAACAGCCUAGUGAGGAGUUUCCUUGAGGUUCACAAAGAAGGGAAGAAAGCAACCGAGCUGUUUGACAAGGAAAUUGCAGUAACAGCAGCAAAUUUGGAGCUCCUUGACUAUCUUGCAGAGAUCGCUGUGGAAUGUCUUAACCUUGAUGUGGAUCAAAGGCCCACGAUGACGGAUGUUGCAGAGCGCCUUCUCAUACUGAAUCGAUCUUGUAGGUCGCAAGCUGUUUAG
Triticum turgidum subsp. durum (durum wheat) is the source of this 885-nucleotide messenger RNA. The record is from the annotation of a GenBank genome assembly. Lineage: Eukaryota; Viridiplantae; Streptophyta; Magnoliopsida; Poales; Poaceae.